GUUCUCGUACGAAGUGCAACAUUCUCAUUCUCUCAAUUUCCUUUGCAACUCAAAUGGCGUCACAACCAGAGAUGGAGCAUCCUGUGAAAGCUUUCGGAUGGGCAGCUAGGGACACAUCUGGGGUUCUCUCCCCCUUCAAAUUCUCCCGAAGGAAAACGGGGGAGAAAGACGUGGCAUUCAAAGCAAUGUAUUGUGGGGUAUGCCACUCAGACCUACACAUGAUGAAGAACGAGUGGGGCGUGUCAACCUAUCCAUUAAUCCCUGGGCAUGAGAUUGUCGGUGUGGUGACAGAGGUGGGAAGCAAGGUGCAAAAGUUCAAAGUUGGAGACAGGGUAGGUGUGGGGUGCAUGGUUGGAUCAUGCGGUUCAUGCCAAAGCUGUGGUGAUGAUCUUGAGAACUACUGUCGAAAAAUGAUUCUCACAUACGGUGCCAGGUAUGUUGAUGGCACCAUCACAUACGGAGGCUACUCUGACUUAAUGGUUACAGAUGAACACUUUGUGGUUCGCAUUCCUGAUGGCAUACCUCUUGAUGCUGCUGCGCCUCUCCUUUGUGCUGGGAUCACUGUUUAUAGCCCUUUGAGAUAUUUUGGACUUGACAAGCCUAAUCUUCAUGUGGGUGUGGUGGGUCUUGGUGGGCUUGGUCAUAUGGCUGUCAAGUUUGCCAAAGCUUUUGGAGCUAAGGUAACAGUAAUUAGUACAUCACCCAACAAAAAGGAAGAAGCAAUAAAACAUUUGGGAGCUGACUCAUUUGUGGUUAGCCGUGAGCAAGAUCAGAUGCAGGCUGCAAUGGGAACCUUGGACGGUAUCAUUGACACAGUUUCUGCUAUCCAUCCUCUUAUGCCUUUGAUUGGCCUGAUGAAAUCUCAUGGUAAACUAAUCAUGGUUGGUGCGCCAGAGAAGCCUCUAGAGUUGCCAAUAUUUCCUUUACUUUCGGGGAGGAAGAUAGUUGGUGGCAGUACCAUCGGAGGGAUGAAGGAGACGCAAGAGAUGGUUGAUUUUGCUGCUAAACAUGGUUUGAAACCUGAUAUUGAGGUUAUUCCAAUACAUUAUGUGAAUACUGCAAUGGAGCGCCUCCUCAAAGCAGAUGUGAAGUAUAGAUUUGUUAUUGACAUUGGAAACACAAUGAAGGCGAGCUCUUGAAGACAAAAUAUGCACACUAUUAUUGAUUUAGAUUUCAGAAACUGAACGUGGGGCAGGAUUAAAAAAUAAAGAUUUAAUCCUUUUUAUUUUUAUUUUGGAAGCUUUAUUUGUGUCUGCCGGUGUGUUUUGCUUUGAGGAUUUUGGAUCCUUAAUUCAUGAAAUAGAAAAUUAAUAUGUAGGGCCUGUAAACUCAGUUGUGGUGAUACCUUUGGGAUGAUCAUCGUACUACAUUUUAUUAAGAUAACUUUU
Molecule: messenger RNA, 1388 nt
Organism: Abrus precatorius (Indian licorice)
Lineage: Eukaryota; Viridiplantae; Streptophyta; Magnoliopsida; Fabales; Fabaceae
Product: probable mannitol dehydrogenase
Exons: 5
Coding region: 54-1139 (361 amino acids)
Biological process (GO): lignin biosynthetic process
Molecular function (GO): cinnamyl-alcohol dehydrogenase activity; zinc ion binding
Source: RefSeq, a predicted model, not a curated record